AUGGAUAAAUCAUUUCUCGAAUUCGCUCGAUAGUCGGAUCAUAUUAUAUAAUAAUAAUAAUAAUUUAAAACAGACAAUACAUUAAAAUAAAAGAAAAUAUUUACACAUAUAUAUAAAAAAGUAAUUUAUAAUUUACAAUGAAUUUAGAAAAAUUCUGCCAUGAUUUACCAAAAUUGGAACUUCAUGCUCAUUUGAAUGGAUCUUUAAGCGCGGAUACUUUAAAAGAAUUAUACAAAAUGCAAAAUUCUGAAUUAGGAAAUUAUGAAGAUGUAUUUAUGGACAUGAAAGAUUUUUCAACAUUAAACGAAUGCUUCAAAGUAUUUGAUAUAAUACAUUUAUUGACAGUAACACCAGAGGCAAUUUUUCAUGCUACUUAUAAUACAAUUAAAGAAUUCCAAGAUGAUAAUGUAAUAUAUUUGGAACUUAGAAGCACACCUCGUGCUAUUCCUGAGAAAAUGUCAAAACAAGAAUAUGUAGAAGCAAUCAUAAAAGCAUUUGAAGUCUGCAAAAUUGAUUUUCCAAAUAUAUUAGUGAAGUUAUUAAUAUCUGUUAAUCGUAAGCAAGGAUAUAAAGCAGCACAAGAAAACAUAGAAUUAGCAAUAAAUUUUAUGAAGAAAUAUCCACAAUAUAUUGUUGGACUUGAUCUUAGUGGAGAUCCAAUGACAGGAAGUAUUUUUUUAAAGUUAUUAAAAAAAGCUAGAAUGGCUGGACUUAAAAUAGCAGCUCAUUGUGCAGAGGUUUCAAAUGAAACAGAAGCAAUAGAUAUUCUUGAAUUUAAACCAGAUAGAUUAGGACAUUGUACUUGUGUUCAUCCUACAUUACAAGGAACGAAUAAAUUAUUUAAUCUGCUUAUUAAUUCAAAAAUUCCUGUAGAAUUGUGUUUAACUUCAAAUGUUCGAUGUAAAACUGUACCUACUUAUGAAUCUCAUCAAUUUAAAUAUUUGUUUGAAGUUGGUCAUCCUAUUUGUCUUAGCACCGAUGACAAAGGUGUCUUUCAUACAUCUUUAUCUCAAGAAUAUAAAAUAGCUAGUUCAACAUUUAAUUUAAGUCGAGAACAACUAAUAAAACUUUGUUUAUCAUCCGUACAAUAUGCUUUUGUUACAUCAGAAGAAAAAGAAGUAUUAUUAUCUAAGAUCAAAAAUUUUUAUUGUAAAGAAUAUACUAUUAAAGAUUGAAAUUAUAAUAAUAAU
Molecule: messenger RNA, 1190 nt
Organism: Apis mellifera (honey bee)
Lineage: Eukaryota; Metazoa; Arthropoda; Insecta; Hymenoptera; Apidae
Gene: Ada
Product: adenosine deaminase-like protein
Exons: 7
Coding region: 138-1175 (345 amino acids)
Biological process (GO): adenosine catabolic process; inosine biosynthetic process
Molecular function (GO): adenosine deaminase activity
Source: RefSeq, a predicted model, not a curated record